Leptonychotes weddellii (Weddell seal) is the source of this 2471-nucleotide messenger RNA. Lineage: Eukaryota; Metazoa; Chordata; Mammalia; Carnivora; Phocidae. The record is from RefSeq and is a predicted model, not a curated record.
UGAAAUACACCUAUCACUCUCUAAAUUAUAGUCAAAAUUACAGUGUGGGAAUACCGAUUUGCUUUUUCCAUUUUCUAAAAAAAUAACUGUCUUUAAAGCACUUUUGCAUAUAUGUGGUCUUCACAGUAGUGUAAUGAGUCCGAUAAUCUAGGUGUUAGCCCCAUGGUCAUUAAGUGACGUGUAUGAUGACACAGUGAAAAGUUCUACACUUACAGGCUGGAACCUGACUUUAAGUCUUCCAGUUUUAAAUUGUAAUCCUUUCUUCAAGAAACCUUAGAAGAAUUUUAAAGGUGCUUUUGGUUGUUCAGUUGAUGGUGGUGUAGGGCCUCCUUAGCCUGUCAGAAGACCUUUGCCCUUCAGCCUCGUGUAUUUGUUCUCAAGCAGCACCACAGCUGGUGCUGCUGCAGAAGGUCUGACUUACAGAUGCCUUCUGGAUCCCCUGUUGCCCUUCUGACCGUGUCUGCAGUGCCUGCCUGAUGCUUUGAUGUCUUUCAUUCUCACUAGUACUUGGUUUUCUCCUUUGGGAACGUAUUGAUUUUGAGUAUAGAUAAAGACAGGUGGCCUGGGUUCUAAGGCGUGUACAGAAUCUGAUUCAUAGUAAAAAUUCAGUAAGUAUUAGCUACUGUUUAUAUUUGAAUUUGAAGACCAGUGAAUUGACUGACCUUAUGUUCCCAAAGUAUGGUGCUCAAGAAUAGAGAAGUUCUGCCAUCCUAUAAGGCUCUUGGCAAUAUACUUUUCCCUGGAGAUCCAAAAUGAAGGUUAAUGUAUCAGUGAAGAAACCUGUUUAACUUUUUAAUCCAAUGUUUACUAAGCUUGAGCACAAUUACACCUAUUAACAGUGUACUACAGUUGGUAAACACUGGACUAAUAACUUUCCCCUGAGUUCCAUCGAUUUAUUGGAAAGACUUAAACAGAACGUGUAGUUUAGAUCCCCCAACCCCUCAGUCCCCCGUGAAUCUAUCUUUCCUAGAAAGACAAGUGAAGCCAGUUGUCUCGCAAAAAAUACUCACUUUAACCCAUUCUUUUAGAGUACUGCAAACUUGCCACCAGGUGGUACUGUUGCAUAAAAUGAAAGUGUCAUAAAAUGAUUGAGUGUCACGGUAUACCUCAAAGAUGGUCAACGCAUAUAAUGAGAAUCAUGUUAGAUACCAUGUAGCAUUCACCGAAGUUGCCUGAAGGACUUUUUCGUUUCUUGGCUUUUGUUAAAGGAGGUCCUUUGAACCUUGAAAUAUAACCAGAGUGUUAGACUUGGGAAGUUCAUAUUUUAUAUCACCAAAGGGAAAAGUAAAAUCUAAAUGAAUUAUUUAGUUUUUUUAGAAAUAUGCAGAAUAGGAAAUAGAACAUUCUUGAGAAAGGCAAGUUAGCAUAGUGGUCAGCAGUGUGGGCUAUAGUGUAUGUUCUGGGUUCAAAUUCUGGCUCGUUGACUAGUAAGUACAUGACCUUAUCUACUAACUUUCCAUACCAUUAUUGACCAUUGGUGAUCUUAAGCAAUGUUGAACAUACAGUGUCAAUUCAGAAAUAUUUACAGCUUAUAGGAUUGUUAGGGGAAUGAAAGAAAAUCUGUCUAAAGUACUUAGAAAAAGGCCUCACACACAGUACAUGAUAAAUAUUAGCUAUCAUUAUUAUUCUAAAUUUUUCUUUCCUCUACAGCUUAUUUUCAGUUGCUUUUUAAAGACGGAAAGCUCAUGGUGCAAAUUGUUAUUUCCAGUGCUGGGGCUGGAGGCCUGGCAGAAUGGGUGCUGAUGGAGCUACAGGGGGAGAUCGAGGCUCGCUACAGCACUGGAUUAGCUGGAAACCUCCUGGGAGACCUACAUUACACCACUGAGGGAAUCCCUGUGCUGAUCGUGGGGCAUCAUAUCCUGUAUGGAAAAAUCAUCCAUCUGGAGAAACCUUUUGCCGUUCUUGUCAAACACACUCCUGGGGAGCAGGACUGUGAUGAACUUGGCUGCAAGACUGGCACCCGGUACCUGGUGACAGCACUCAUCAAAAACAAGAUCCUUUUCAAAACUCGCCCCAAGCCCAUUAUCACCAACGUCCCCAAGAAAGUAUGAAAGAACCCCGGAUUUUCCCCAGAGAGCGGCCAACUCCUUGGACUCGUGCUCAGUUGCCACCUCGAGGACGGCUCGACGGUUCCCUGGGACCACAGGGGGGUCCUGUUUUGAACACAGGCCACCCGCUAGGCAUGAAUUCUGAUCCCUUCCUCAUGGCAUCCGGUUCUCUUGGUGGAAAUCUGGCCCCAUUUCCAAGGAACCCAUCGCCUUUUCCAACUUCAUCAGGCUCAUUGGCUUCAAAUCCAGCACCUUUCCCUGCUGGUGCUCGUGACCCAGCCAUGGCUUCUUUUCCAAGAGGGAUGAAUCCCACUGGUGCAGGUGCAGUUUCUUUCCCAAGGCCCUGGGCCCAACCUGAGAGCAGGUGUCCUGUUGACUCCUGGGAAUGGUCCUCCUAAUCCUAGGCCCGUUGGCCUGGGACCA